AUGGCGCCUCAGGAAGCCUUGUCGCUUCUGGGCGCCCCCAAAACCUUCCACCAGUUCCCCGAACUAGCACAAGAGAUUCAGAUAAUGGUAUGGAGAGAAUUCAUUCUCGACGCCAACAAGGACCGCGUUAUCAUCCUCGAUGAAAUCAGCAGGGAAAUUCUGCCAACCCCUUUCCUCGAGUGCUCGACUUUCUGCGUCAACCUCUUAAGUCGUCAAGUCUUCUUGAACCUUUACCCGGUCCAGAUUCCCGUCCAUAAAACCCGCCUACAACUGUUUCUCGCAAACAACAUUGAAUUCAUCCGAGACGGCACACUAGACGAACUAUAUGACGAUGAUUACGCAACCGGCACUCGUGGAGAGCCACACGGUUGCGUAUAUGUCAACUUCGACCGAGACAUAUUUGCCAUGACUGGUUUCAACCGACUUUUUGAUUCCUUGUACAAGACGCAAAUUGAAAAUAUUUAUAAAUACAAGACCCUGGCUCUAGAUCUGGGGCAGUGCAAACUUGUAAAACAUCUUAUGGAGUACUGGGUCGGCGGUGAGGAAAUUGUCGACGGAAUCCUUGUGGUGGAUAAGUUCGUUGGGCACGCGUACAAAGAAAUGGUAUUUAGCGAAGUCGAGACCUGCCGACAUGUAGAUCCGGAUUUGACCUUUGACCUUGAUUACUUUGACGAUCCAUAUGAGCCCGAGAAGUUCCUAGGACAUCUGAUGGGACUUCCGGGAUGCGAGCUUUUCAAGAAAUGGAAACCAACCCAUCACCUAGUCCACAAAGAACACGCGAUAAAAGCACAAGGGGCUACGGAAGCUAAAGCUUAG
Molecule: messenger RNA, 816 nt
Organism: Annulohypoxylon truncatum
Lineage: Eukaryota; Fungi; Ascomycota; Sordariomycetes; Xylariales; Hypoxylaceae
Exons: 2
Coding region: 1-816 (271 amino acids)
Source: RefSeq, a predicted model, not a curated record